Molecule: messenger RNA, 1019 nt
Organism: Diachasmimorpha longicaudata
Lineage: Eukaryota; Metazoa; Arthropoda; Insecta; Hymenoptera; Braconidae
Gene: snf
Product: U1 small nuclear ribonucleoprotein A
Exons: 3
Coding region: 166-858 (230 amino acids)
Biological process (GO): mRNA splicing, via spliceosome
Cellular component (GO): U1 snRNP
Molecular function (GO): U1 snRNA binding
Source: RefSeq, a predicted model, not a curated record
GUCGCGAAGACUGACGAAUAAUGAAAACUCGCCGUAAAUUCAGUGCAGAAGUUUUUGACGCCAACGCCGGUGUCACAAUAUUAUUUUUGUAUUAAAUAUAUGAAACAAAAAGUGCACUAAUUUUCCUGCUCAUUAGUGAAGUGAGAUUCGUUAUUCUAAGCAACCAUGGAUAUUCGCCCGAAUAACACGAUCUACAUAAACAAUUUAAAUGAAAAGAUAAAGAAAGAUGAAUUGAAGAAAUCUCUCUAUGCAAUAUUCUCACAAUUCGGACAAAUAAUGGACAUUGUUGCUAUGAAAACCCUGAAAAUGCGAGGACAGGCUUUCGUGAUAUUCAAGGAGAUAGCGAGUGCGACGAAUGCGUUGAGAUCCAUGCAGGGGUUUCCCUUCUACGAUAAGCCCAUGAGAAUACAGUACGCGAAAAGCGAUAGUGACGUAGUGGCAAAAAUGAAGGGUACCUACGCAGAAAGGCCCAAGAAGCCUAAGAGAGUACCAGCUCCAGCCGAUGAAGAAGCCAAACGAGCCAAGAAACGCGCCAAAGAUCAGAAGCACGUACAAGCUCCAGGUUAUCAGGCCGGUGUCCAACAGCAUCCAGGCUUGAUGAAUGCCGCUGUACCAGAACAACCACCAAACCAAAUUCUCUUCCUUACUAAUCUACCGGACGAAACAAGUGAAAUGAUGUUAUCGAUGUUGUUCAAUCAAUUCCCCGGCUUCAAAGAAGUACGACUUGUUCCCAAUCGUCAUGACAUCGCCUUCGUGGAGUUCGAAAAUGAAGUACAGUCAGGUGCAGCGAAAGAUGCUCUUCAAGGAUUCAAAAUUACACCUUCACAUGCUAUGAAAAUAUCAUUUGCGAAAAAAUAAAUGGUCUCUUUAUUUCUUCAAUUCUCCACGGAUUGUCUCGCAUCGGGACAGAAUAGUAUUUUUUUUUUCAUUUUCUAUUUACAUUUCCAUCGAUUAUCUAAGCACAUUAAUGAAACGCUAAUGUAAAUAAUUUUGAAUAAAUGAGAAUGGAAUUAAUUGUA